AUGGGGCUGUCUCCAGCUGGGAGAUGGAUGCGGCCAGGAGAGGAAGAGUCUUGCAUUGCUGGAUGUCAGCAAACAAGGGUGAAGCUGCCCUUGGAUCUUGUUGACGAAGUUGGUGUUAGUCUGGUGGGAAUAUGGCCCGAGGCAGUCGUGUCGCAGGACGCCACCAGAGGCAUGCCGUCCUCUGCAGGCUCUGCAUCUCCCGGGUCCAAAAGCCAGAGUCUACUGACCCUUUUGAUAAUCCUUCUUUGGACAUGGCCUUCAGAGCACACUUUCCCUCUCAACCAAUGCCCUCCAUCAGUCGAUUCAUCUGGCUGUUUCUUCACAGUGAACCACAGCAUGUACUCUGUCGCAAGUGCUGUAGUUAUGAACCACAGGGAUAUAUCCAAGUCAGUAUCUGACUUGUCACUAAUGCCCAGACCACCUGGUCAAUACUGGAUCUGGUUUAAUUUGGAACCUCCACAGCAUCUCAGCAACCUCACGCUGAUGGACAAUAUCUUCAACCUCACUAUGUCUUACAGGUUGGACUCUGAUAUCUUUACCCCUUAUGGCUGGAUUGAAAAGAAUGAUGGAACAGAAAAUUUUACAGUACCUCGGAAAACAAAGCUUGUGGCUUGGGUAGCUAGUAACUGGAAUCCAGUGCUCAGGCGAAUACAGUACUAUAACCAGAUGAAGAAGUAUAUUCACGUUGAUGUCUACGGGAAGAACAAUUUGGAGUUGCCAAAAGAGAAAAUAUCUCUGUCCGAAUAUAAAUUCUACCUUUCUUUCGAGAACUAUGCUCACGAAGACUACAUCACAGAAAAGCUUUGGUUCAAUGCUUUCCGCGUGGGAACAGUGCCGGUGGUAAUGGGCCCUCCGCAGAAGAACUAUGAGCGUUUCAUCCCCCCUGACUCCUUCAUUCAUGUCGAUGACUUUUCAUCCCCCCAAGAACUGGCUUCCUAUCUUCUGAGUCUGGACCGGGAUGAUGAGCGUUACUACAAGUAUUUCAACUGGAGAGCCAAUUAUAAGCCAUCACAGAUUACAAGUAUUUGGGUGGCUGACUACUGCAAAGUAUGCAAAGCAGUGAAAGAGGCUCCUCCUUAUAGGACUUGUCCAAGUAUUGUCAACUGGUUCAAAUAA
Nanorana parkeri is the source of this 1116-nucleotide messenger RNA. RefSeq names its product galactoside 3(4)-L-fucosyltransferase-like. The coding region runs from base 1 to 1116 and encodes 371 amino acids. Gene Ontology annotation, cellular component: membrane. The record is from RefSeq and is a predicted model, not a curated record. The transcript is spliced from 3 exons. Gene Ontology annotation, molecular function: alpha-(1->3)-fucosyltransferase activity. Lineage: Eukaryota; Metazoa; Chordata; Amphibia; Anura; Dicroglossidae.